Symbiodinium necroappetens is the source of this 1776-nucleotide messenger RNA. NCBI's taxonomy places the organism in Eukaryota, Dinophyceae, Suessiales, Symbiodiniaceae. The record is from the annotation of a GenBank genome assembly.
AUGGGUGACAAGAUAAAUGCGAUUCGGGCAUUCGCCUUUUCGAAGGAUGACCAGGAUGUUAUGAUUGUUGCAGAUGCCUUUGACACGCUGGUUCUGGCAGGUCAGCCUGAAAUACUCCGAAAGUUUGAGGAGCUUGAAUCGGAAUCUGGGCGCAGCAUCAUCUUCAAUGCUGAGGUAGCCUGUUUUCCAAACAGCGACAGCAUCUGUGAAAAGACCCCAGCAGCGAAGCACCGCUGGCGUUAUCUGAAUGCUGGGCUCAUGGUGGGUCGUGUGCAGGCUUUCAAGAGGAUCCUCCCGGAGCCCCUGCAAGGCGAGGAGAAGGAGGUGAAUGAUCAAUGGUGGUGGCAAAUCUACCGCAGAGACCAUCCAGAGAAAAUUCUUCUGGACACGGAGUGCAAGCUGUUAUGCAACCUCUUCGCCGUGACAGAAGAGGAGGGUGUCACCUUAGAGGGGAGACGGCUGCACGUGCAGCCAACUGGCACUGUACCACCAUUGAUUCACUUUGCAAGCUACGGACAUCGCACCAGAUGGGUGAAUGGACGAUCGACUAGCUACGUGCAGGACGUCUUCCAGCAGCUUUUUCCGCAGGAGUCUGCAAGUCUGAUGGAGGGAUGGUGGAUUGGCAUCCGGGUCGGAUCCAGCCACGACCUCAAAAUCUACGAGGGCCCGGGAUGGUGGCGACUCCUCGCCUCUGCGAUUUGCCUCCAGUGCGACCUGGGAGGUGUGGAAUCCGAUGACUGCAAGUAUUUGCGGCACAGUACCACGUGUUUCUGGCUUAACCUCGGAUGGUUCUUCCUUCUGCUGGUCCUGUCCUUCUGCGUGCUCGUCUGCUUACGGGGGCGGCAGCGAUUUGCUUGCCGUCAGGGGGUUCAGGUCCUCGAGGCCUGGCGGCUCUACCUCAGACCCAAGAAGUGGGCAGGAGCAGCGGAGGCGCCACCGGAUCGGAGGAAAAGCGAUCCGAGGACAUGCCACAUCACGCUGAGCCACCACGGGCAGGUGCCGUACCUGGAGGGCCAGGCAAUCGGCGUCAUCGCGCCGGGUCCCGAGAGGACUGGUGAGAGGCCGGCAAAGCUCCGGCUCUACUCAAUCGCUUCGUCCAGGUGCGGAGACGACCAAAGGUCGAAGACCCUUUCGCUCUGCGUAAAGCGUGUCGUGGACGUCUCGGAGCGCGACCAAGGCGGUCGUGUGGGAGGGCCCAAGGUCGGUGGGAUCUGCUCCAAUUACCUCUGUGAUGCGCAGCCAGGGGAUAAGGUGGUGAUCACUGGCCCUACGGGGAACGAAAUGCUUCUGCCCGAGGAGAACUGCUGCAACUUGAUUCUGGUGGCAACUGGCACAGGCAUCGCACCAAUCCGAUCACAACUGCGACGGCUUUUUCAUGACGUCUCAUCGGCCAAUCCCGACACCAGCCGCAAGUUUACAGGCUUGGCUUGGCUUUUCUAUGGGGUUCGCUCUGCAUCGUGUCGGCUCUAUGACGAUGAGCACAUGUCCUACACGGCGAACUUCCCGGACAACUUCAGGUACAACUGCGCCAUCAGCCGUGAAGGCUGUGAUUCUGGGGAGAGGGAGUAUGUACAGACGCAGAUGUGUCAACACAUGGACGAACUCUGGCGACUCCUGCAGCUGCCAAACACUCACAUCUAUGCGUGUGGCGUGAAGGGCCUGGAGUCCAGCCUUUCUGACUGUCUUGCCUCUGCUGCCCGGGAUCACGGCCAGGACUGGCGUGAACUUCGCAAGGCAAUGAGGACGGAGGGACGCUAUCACGUGGAGGUUUACUGA